UAGGUAUUUUUUGCAAUGCAAUUGCUGAAAAAAGUAAGAAUUAAAUUUUGAAAAUAAGAACAAUCUAUGUUGUAAUGGCUUAAUAAUUAAAAAAGAAAAAUUACUGAAAAAUUUUUGAUGACAUUUCUUUAAUUAUAUAUAUAUAAGAUGUCGGUUCAGCGAGCAUUUGCACAAAAAUUAUCGAAGCAAGGAGCAUCUGAUGUGCGUAAGAAUGUUGCAAGUUAUCAUUUAACAGCUAAAAGCGAUAAUAGUUCGAUAUGCUCAUCAUCAAUAUCUUUAAACGAACUGGUUGAGCCAUUAGAUUAUGAAGAAUUCCUCAUUCAACAUUCUAAUACUGUAUGUCGAGAUCCUUUGAAUUAUUUGUUGGAUUUCCCUCCAAACGACGUUCAAGUAAAGAUUUUACCAAGAAAAAUUCGAACGGUUGAACAUAUUAUACCUAAAGAAAAUAUAUCCGAGCUGCCAUUACAUGUCCAAGAAUGUGUUCAAUACUUCACAAGAGAUUGGAAAACUGCCGAAUUAGCCCAACGCCAUUAUUCUAGCUCAUGUUAUACGAAAGAAAGAAUUGAUAAAGGAGCUAUUAGUCCAACAAAUUAUCAACAAGAAUAUGAAAUUGAUAAAGACUUUGUAUCUUUUGAUGAUACUUUAACAACAUUAACAGAUAAAAGUGAAAGUUGUACUCCAAGUAGCCGUCAAUCUAUAGCUAGUUUAUCGUCGGUGUCAUCUUGUACGGAUACGCUUACUCCAAGAGGAUCUUGGGCUAGCUUUGACUUAAGGCGGUCUGUAAAUGAUCCUCUGAUUCCUAGUUUGUUGGAUAAUUUACCUGGAGAGCAAGUGGAUCAAGAAAAUGAAUCUCGAAGACAAGAUGACAGACAAUAUUCGCUCUUUAGUUUAUAUCCAGAAGCAGACCCUGAGGAUGCAAUCGAAAAACGAAUUCCAGCUGAGAUUCCUGUCGAACAUUUAGGUCAUCGCAUUGUGGUUAAAUGUUUGCAACUUAAAUUAGAAUUAGAAGUUGAACCAAUUUUCGCAUCUAUGGCUAUUUAUGAUGCUAAAGAAAAGAAAAAAAUAUCAGAGAAUUUUUAUUUUGAUAUGAAUUCAGAAAGUAUUAAAAAAAUGCUAUCAUCGCAUGUUCCAUAUAGUGAUGUUAGCACACAAUCCAGAACUGCUGUAUUCGAAAUUACAUAUCCAAGUAACGAUUUGUUUUUGGUAAUUCGUCUUGAAAAAGUUUUACAAGGAGACAUAAAAGAUUCUGUUGAACCAUAUUUAAAAGAGGACAAAGACAAAUAUCGUGACAAAGCAAAAUCAAAUGCUGCUGAUUUCUGCGACAGGCUUGGUAAAUAUCGAAUGCCAUUUGCUUGGACUGGAAUAUAUUUAACAAAAAUUUUCAAUGGUGACAAUAUGGACAAGGAUGAGAAAGAUAGUGGAAGUAUUGGAACUACUUCCAGUUCAAAUAGCUUAGAUAGAAAAUCGUCUACAAGUAGUUUUGAUCAAUUACGAAGGAAAGCUAGCGAUAUGGGGACAUUAACAAGACGUGGAUCUCUCGAUAGGAAAAAUGGUGAAAAACGUCGUUCCUGGUCACCAGAUGAUUUUGCCCAUAGCAUUGAGACUUUUAAACCGACUUCUAUAACUGUGACCAGCUUUUUCAAACAGGAAUCAGAAAAAAUGAAAGACGAGGAUCUAUACAAAUUUUUGCCAGAACUCAAACGACCCGGCACUGUUAUAAAAAAAUACAAAUGUAUACCGGGAUCAGUAACAGUAGAGGUAUCGCCUUGUCCAGAAAAAAUUCGAUACGCUUUAACACCGGAGCUGGCUAAAAUCAAACCGUACCCAGACGACAAAACACGUCCGAUCAAAGAAAUUUUGGAAUUCCCUGCCACAUCUAUCUAUAAUCCACAUUACGUGUACAGAAAUUUGCUUUUUGUUAGCCCAAAAGAGUUAAAUUUCUCUUCAAGAGGUGGAUCUGCGCGGAAUAUAGCAGUGAAGGUACAAUUAAUGGCUGGCGAAACACAAGAUGCUGCGUUACCGGCCAUUUUCGGUAAAUCUUCUUGUCCCGAGUUCACAACUGAAGCAUAUACUGCAGUUAAUUAUCAUAACAAAUGUCCCACAUUUUAUGAUGAAAUAAAAAUACUUCUACCAGCAAAUUUAAAUCAAAAUCAUCACAUUCUCUUUACUUUGUAUCACAUUUCUUGCCAAAAAAAACCACAAGAAAUACAAAAUGCUAUCGAAACGCCAAUUGGAUAUACAUGGAUUCCGUUAAUGGAAGAUGGUCGAUUGAAAAUUGGAGAACAUACUUUACCAGUUAUGGUUGAAACUCCACCUGAGAAUUAUUCUUUCAUCCCACCGAAUGUACAAUUGCCUGGAACAAAAUGGUUAGAUAAUCAUCGUCCGGUUUUUACCGUGGGUGUCGACGCUGUAACAUCUGUUCAUACACUAGACGAACACUUAGAUAGAUUCAUAAUUAACUGCGAAUAUUUAGAAUCAAGAAAAAUCCCUCCCAGAAUUGGAGAAAGCAACAUGGAAAAAGAAAUGAAAAAGUGCUUAUUGUUGAUUGAAAACGCUGAUAGAGAAUCACUGGUCAAAAAUUUGCCACUUAUUAUGGAUAAACUAAUUGAAUUACUUGUUACAUCGUAUAAAAUAGGAGGCCAGAGCAUGUCCUUGGGACCUACUGUUUUUGAAGUUAUGUGCUUAGUUUCCGCAAAUCUUUCGAUUCUGUGUGAUGAUUUAAUUGUGGAUCAGUACGGCCGACAAAAUCUUCUUUCCACUUAUAUUCAAUUCCAGUGCAAAAUUCCACACCCAUUCGCUGGAAGACGACGGCUCACUUAUAGUCGUAGUCAUGCAGAGGAACUAAUUGGGACUCAAAAAGAAUUUUCCAUUACGAAAGAAUUUGGGAAAAGUUUGGACCAUAUUAUACAUGAAGCAACCUCCCCUACUUAUACAAAUCGUGAAGGACAAAUUAGAUUAUUACAUGAAGAGCUUGCUUUGCAUUGGGUUGUUGCAAAUGGGAAGGCUACUGAAUUGGCAAUGAGCAAUUCGUGGUUUAUAUUUGAAUUAAUUAUAAAAUCAAUGAUAGAACAUUUAGAUUUCACGCAUUCAUUGAAUUCACCACGAAAAAAUCGCUUCCCGCAUCAAUUUACAGAUGAUUUAUCAACUUUAGUUCAUUUAGUUGCUAACAAAGUUGUUAGCUAUCAUAGCAAUGAUCCUAAACUAGCGCAAUCGCUAAAUGCAAGUCUUGCAUUUUUUGUUUUUGAUCUUUUUAGUGUAAUGGAUAGAGGUUUCGUCUUCAGCUUGGUUAGAAAUUACUUUAAAGUUCUGAUAUCUAAAAAUACGUCGAUUCCAGAUUUGAUGCACUAUAAAAUAGAUUUUUUACGAAUAGUUUGUAGUCAUGAGCACUUUGUUGCUCUAAAUUUACCAUUUGCAACAUCAUAUACCACAAUUUCUGCGCCUUGCAGUCCAACUCCAAGUAUAAUUUCAAAUACAAGUCAGAGUUCCUAUAUAAGCAAUUUGGGUAGUAUUGACAAAGCGUUAUAUGCUGAUUUAAGUCCAGAAUUCAGACAACAACAUUUCUUGAUUGGCUUAAUAUUAAGUGAAUUGGCAACGGUACUAGAUGUUUCAAAUCCAAAUCUUCAUGGGAAAGCAAUUAGGUGCGUACGAAAUUUAAUGACAUCACAUGAUUUAGAUGAAAGAUAUUCUGAUCCGGAUGCGAGAGCACGAGUUGCUGCACUGUACCUACCUUUGAUAAGCAUAGUUAUGGACACAAUUCCUCAACUCCAUGAAUAUAUUUUAGAUACUCACGAUCGCUUACAAAGCAUCGGUUUACUUGAAGACUAUCAAGGACCACAUACAUCUGGAAUUACAACUUCGACUAUAAGUCCUGAAGUUGCUUACGCCAUCUCGGGUAGCCGUUCUUAUUCAUAUGUUCCUGAACCAGUCAAAAACAAAUCACCACUAAGCAGUGAAAAUACGAGACAUCUUUUAGCUUGUUUUCUUUGGGUCGUAAAAAAUCUUGAAAAGACUGUACUAUACAGGUGGAUUUUAGGACUAAGUCCUCAUCGUGUACAUCAAAUGCUUCAAGUUUUAAAUGUAUGUAUUCCAUGUUUUGAAUAUAAGGGACAAAAACGAUUACCCAUUAUUAAGAGAAAAACACAAAGUUUUCGUAAAACGCCGGAUAUGAAAGAAAAGCUAGAAGAGUAUAUUCGUGGUACUGGUUCAGCUCGGAACGAUUUUAUGAACCGACGAAAAGAUAAAAAUUCCACAGAAAAAUUCAGAUGGCGUAAAGACCAAAUGCCAUACAGGACCAAUCAAUUUUACGAUACUUCUGUUAAAAAUGACACUGAAAUCGAAAUUGCUUAUUAUAUAGAGGGUACAUUAGCAACUGAAAUUACAAUGGUAGUACUUGACACGCUUGAAAUAAUUAUUCAAGUGUCAAGUAAUUCUGAAAUGCAUAACAGUUUGUUGGGAACUGUUUUGAAAGUCUUGUUACAUGCUUUAUCUAGAAAUCAAAGUACUUUAGCGCUACAAAAUUUAUUUGCCUCACAAAGAUCCUUAAUUUUUAAGUUUCACAAUUUACUAUUUGAUGAAGAAACAGAUAUUUGCGCCGAUUUAUGUCUCUUACUUUUAAAGCAUUGUGGGUCACAGUUACCAGCUAUAAGAUCACAAGCGGCUGCUUCGUUAUAUUUAUUGAUGAGACAAAAUUUUGAAAUUGGAAACAACUUUGCUAGGGUUAAAAUGCAAGUUACUAUGUCCCUUAGUUCCUUGGUAGGAACAAGCUCCACUUUUAGUGAACAGUCACUGCGCCGGGCUUUGAAAACAAUAUUAGUAUAUGCCGAAUCGGACAUUGAUUUACAAGAAACAUCUUUCCCGGAGCAAGUUCAAGACCUAUUGUUCAAUUUGCAUAUGAUUCUUUCUGAUACCGUAAAAAUGAAAGAGUAUCAAGAAGAUCCUGAAAUGCUUUUAGAUCUAAUGCAUCGUAUAGCUAAGGGGUAUCAGAAUAAUCCCGAUUUACGUCUCACUUGGCUUGAAAAUAUGGCUAAAAAACAUCGCGAGCGAGCGAAUCACACUGAAGCUGCAAUGUGUUACGUAAGUAGUGCUGCUUUGGUAGCUGAAUACUUAAGCAUGUUAGAGUCCCAAACACAUUUGCCAAUAGGUGCUGUGACUUUUCAAAAGAUUACACCCAAUGCUUUGUUGGAGUCUGCAGUUUCUGAUGACGUUUUGAACCCUGGAGAGGAUGGUAUUUGUUUAGGAAACCAUUUUACGGAAAGUGGCUUAAAAGCAUUGUUAGAAGAAGCUGCAAAUUCCUUUCAAAUUGCUGGAAUGUAUGAGGCAAUGAAUGAAGUAUAUAAAAUAUUAAUCCCAAUUUUGGAAGCUAACAGAGAUUUCCAAAAAUUGGGGAAAGUUCAUGGAAAAUUACAAGAAGCAUUUAAUCGAAUUUCUCAACUUCAAGGAAAACGGGUGUUUGGCACCUAUUUUAGAGUAGGAUUUUAUGGAACCAAAUUUGGAGAUUUAGAUCAGCAAGAGUUUAUAUAUAAAGAACCUACUUUGACGAAACUCUCUGAAAUAUUUAGUCGGUUACAAAACUUUUACACAGAUCGAUUUGGUCCUGACACCGUUCAUAUAAUUAAAGAUUCGAAUAUAGUAGAUGUGAAUUCUUUAGAUCCUGAAAAGGCCUACAUUCAGAUAACUUACGUUGAACCAUACUUUGAAACAUGGGAAUUACGGCACAGAGAAACCUAUUUCGAGCGUAAUUUCAAUAUAAAGAGAUUCAUUUUUGCUACACCUUUUACAAAAUCUGGUAAAGCACAUGGAGAAUUGCAUGAGCAAUGCAAGCGUAAAACAAUCCUAACAACUGCUAAUCAUUUCCCUUAUGUCAAAACGAGAAUUCAAGUUGUGGCAAGGCAACAAAUAAUAUUAGAGCCAAUUGCUGUAGCUAUUGAGGAUAUUCAAAAGAAAACUGCUGAAUUGGCAUCUGCUACCAACCAAGAGCCAGCUGACCCUAAGAUAUUGCAAAUGGUUUUACAAGGUUGCAUUGGAACCACAGUAAACCAAGGUCCGAUGGAAAUGGCUCUGGUUUUUUUAUCUGGUUUGUCUGACGGGACAUCUAUACCAACCAAACAUCAAAACAAACUGAGAUUAUGUUUCAAGGAAUUCAGUAAGAGAUGUUCAGAUGCCUUGAAGAAAAAUAAAAACUUGAUUUGUGCUGAUCAAAAGGAUUAUCAGAAAGAAUUAGAAAGAAAUUAUGCUAGGUUUGUGGAAAGACUCACCCCCCUGAUAACUUUAAGUCCAUCUCAAGCGAUAGGCGUAGUUAAUUCAAAUGGGUUAAAUAAAGGAUCAUCACUACGUUGGUAAAAGUCACAAUAUACAAUAAUUUAUUCAAGGAAUGAAAUAUUCUUUAGCAAGCCAUAAUCAUAUAUGAAAUGACAAAAUUAUAAGUGAAAUAUUGUCAAAUCGUGUCAAGAAGUUGUUUAUUAAUUUUUAGAGGUUGUAGCAGUAUUAGAUAUUUAAGAUAUUUUAUAAUUAUUUCAGAUAACAGUUUUUUUUACUUUUCAACUUUUUUAUUUUUUUAAGUUUUGGUAUAAACUUUAAUUGCAUAAUAUUUAUGAAUGACAACGAAAAUAUUAUAUUCUUUGAAAUAUCUACACCAAAAAUUAUUUUUAAAAGUUUUUUAAAUUACAAAACAAAGUGUUCAUCAUUGAAUUUAUAAAAUUUUAACACAUGUAGAAUUUGUUUCAUCUAUUUAUUUUUUUCAUUAUUCCGGAAUACAAACCAAAAAACUAUUAUUAUUAGAUACAUAUGUAUAUUAAAAUACUCUUUUUUUUAAUUUUUAUACAACGAUUAACCAUUUAGAUCAAAAUAAAAAUUAAUUUCAAUUGCUAUAAGUCAACCAAGUAGCGAAUCAAGUCUUUUGAUGUUCGUAGUAAGUUUUUGAAAUAAAAUUUAAGAUAUAUAAUAUUCGAUAUUUAGAAUUAAAAUUUUUACACUUUUUAUACUGCAUAUUCGCACUUGUACUUAAUAAAUAAAAAAUACGAUAUAUAGAAUUAAAAUGAA
Messenger RNA from Condylostylus longicornis, 7038 nucleotides. RefSeq names its product dedicator of cytokinesis protein 7 (gene Zir). Lineage: Eukaryota; Metazoa; Arthropoda; Insecta; Diptera; Dolichopodidae. Gene Ontology annotation, molecular function: guanyl-nucleotide exchange factor activity. The record is from RefSeq and is a predicted model, not a curated record. Bases 148 to 6339 code for a protein of 2063 amino acids. Gene Ontology annotation, biological process: small GTPase-mediated signal transduction; positive regulation of GTPase activity. The transcript is spliced from 14 exons.